This is a messenger RNA of Durusdinium trenchii, 2688 nucleotides long. The record is from the annotation of a GenBank genome assembly. Lineage: Eukaryota; Dinophyceae; Suessiales; Symbiodiniaceae.
CAAGACAUUUGGUAUUGCGCACAUACCUUGAGACUGACAGGUUGGUUCGCUUCAUUCAGUCUGUGGUCAAUUCACCUUUUGGUACAUCCUGGGCCACUCCACAUACUCCAGAGCAUCUCAAAUCGGAUAGCACACAGGCCAGGCUUUUGCAGUCUUCUUGCCUCGUUUUGGCUCCUGGAACGUUGAGCAUCAGACCCCGGACGUGCCAAACCGCCCCGGACGUGUCUGCGGUUCUGGAACGGUGUUCCUCCCCUCCCAUCCCAGACCAGCGAGACUGAGCCCGAGGCUUCGCAGGCUUCGCAAGUGCAGGAGGAGCAGCCGUUGUUGUCGCUGCACCCACCACUGCCGCCUUCGCAGCAGCUGCCGAUCACUUCGCAUAUGCCAGUGCAGAUGUCCCCAGUGCCCUUGCCGUUGCCCCCACACAUGCAACUGCAACAGCAGGUGGCUGUGAUGCCAAUGCAGGCACCUCAGCCUCCAGUGAUGGUGCCAGUUCCGAUGCCUCAAAUGCCCAUGGGCAUGGGAAUUUUGCCCGUCGUGAUGUCGAUGCCUCAGAUGCCACCGGUGCCCACCUUCACACCAGGCGGCGUUGGCGCGCCCUCAGGCCCUGCCUUUGGCUGCGCGCACCGCUUUCACCAGAAGAACUCCAGCAUGGGCGUCCUCUCACCAGAUGCACGAAGCUUCACCAAGCGAUACAACAAGGGACGCUUGAGCAUCAUCUCCGAGAACAGGGUUCACUUCCAGGGGACCGUGCGAUAUGCCGUGCAAUUUACCGAAGGAGAGCUUUGCAGUGCUGACGGAGUAGGCUUCAUCCUCUCGUCAGACUUGCCUUGCACGCGAAACAUCCAAAAGAUCAUUUCGAUCUUCGUGAAUCGAACUGGCCGCAUUUGCGUCCGCGUGCACGAUGAGGUGGAUCGCUGCCCUCAACGUGUGAAAUGCCUGGAAAUUGGAGACUGGCUUGAGGGUCGCUGCAAGAAGCAAGCUGCGAGGGCGCAAACCUCGGCGCCACCACGCCCAAACACCCUGGCCCUGGAGGUUUCAAAAAGGGCAGAGAGCGACCGCUGCCAGUUCAACAGAGCAGAGAGUGACCGCUGCCAGUCUAACAAGUCCCAGGGUCGCUGCAAGAAGCAAGCUGCGAGCGCGAAACACCCACAGGACAAGGUUGGGGCAGAGAAAGUAGGAUUUCUGGCGGUGGUGAUGAAGCACCUGGGCGUCUCAGUGAAGUUGGUCACGCAGUUGAAGGUGCAGGGCUUCUGCCCGGUUGGGCAGAAGCGGAAAGGAAGCAAAGACACCAUCUUGAGUGGCAACAGUGCAAGCAUUCGAACGGCGCCCGCCGUCGACUUUGAUGCCCUGAGCCCCUUGAGUGACAGUGACCAUGAGGUGUUUGCUGAUGCUCCGAGGAUGGCGGCCUUGAUUGGCAGGAAGCGCCAAAGCCAGGCACAGCCAGAAGUCAAGCCAGCCAGGAGCGUGAAGGAGCGUGAAGCCUGGGCUGAUCUGCAGACCGAUGAUGAGGACAACUUCCCGAGCUGGGAGCCUAAGAUGCGUGAGGCACCAAGCGUGGCAGUGACGCAAGGGCUUCGCUGGGAUCCACUUGGCCUUGAGGGGGAAUGGUCCCCAGUCUCUGAUCUUCUGUUCAACAAGAUGGCGGUGGAGAAGCAGAAUGACCUGCAGAGCAAUGGCACUGUGUUUGACAAGUGGUCUUGGAGCACCACAGCCACAGAGGUGGAUGCACUUCCCCCCCUCCAAGAGGAGUCUUCGCCGAGCUCACGUAGCAAGACCAGCGAUGCCGAGAGCGAGGCUGCGCAGGCGUCCCAAAGUGAACAGCUGCCAUCCCAAGCGCCACAGAACCAGCUGCGGACUGCGCAGCUGCCGAUCCCUUCGCAGAUGCUGCAAAUGUCGGUGCCUUUGCCCCCGCAACUGCAACUGCAGCAGGUUGCCGUGAUGCCAACGCAGGCACCUCAGCAAAUGAUGGUGCCAGUUCAGAUGCCCAUGGGCAUGGGCGGCAUGGGCAUGUUGCCCAUCAUCAUGCAGAUGCCGCAGAUGCAAACGGUGCCGAACUCCAUGCCGAACGCGAUGCCAUCGGUGCAAAACUCCGUGGCGAGCGCAUCCACCUUCACCUCAGGCCCUCAAGGCCCUGCCUUUGGCUGCGCGCACCGCUUUCACCCGAAGAACUCCAGCAUGGGUGUCCUCUCAGCAGAUGCGCGAAGCUUCACAAAGCGAUACAAUAAGGGGCGCUUGAGCAUCAUCUCCGAGAACAAGGUGCACUUCAAAGGCACUGUGCGAUAUGCCGUGCAAUUUACCGAGGGAGAGCUGUGCAGUGCUGACGGAGUGGGCUUCAUCCUCUCGUCGGACUUGCCUUGCACGCGAAACAUCCAAAAGAUCAUUUCGAUCUUCGUGAAUCGAACUGGCCGCAUUUGCGUUCGCGUGCACGAUGAGGUGGAGCGCUGCCCUCAACAUGUGAAGUGCCUGGAAAUUGGAGAUUGGCUCGAGGUUGCUGCGGAUCUGGAGCAACAAACGGUCAGCUUCACUGUUUGGCCACAGGACAAUUCUGAGCCAUCCUCCGCCACUGUGCACUUCAAGGAGAUCUUGCAGGAGGCACGCGGCCGGCUGCAUGGUGUGCCACGAAACCCUUGCGGAUUUUUGGCCGUGGUGAUGAAGCACUUGGGUGUCUCAGUGAAGUUGGCCUCCUAA